This is a messenger RNA of Paralichthys olivaceus (Japanese flounder), 1635 nucleotides long. Lineage: Eukaryota; Metazoa; Chordata; Actinopteri; Pleuronectiformes; Paralichthyidae. The record is from RefSeq and is a predicted model, not a curated record.
CCCAGCUCGUAGUGGAGGCCGAUACCUUUGGUAGCCAGGUGAGAAUCCGGGGCAAAGAAACCGAUUUCUACCUGUGCAUGAACCGCCGCGGCAAGCUGGUAGGAAAGAAGGCCAGUAAUCGAAGCGAUGACUGUGUCUUCGUGGAAAAGGUUCUGGAAAACCACUACACAGCUCUGAUGUCAGCACGCUACACGGGCUGGUACGUGGGCUUCACUAAAAGAGGACGUCCUCGCCGCGGCCCCCACACGCUCCCCAACCAGCAGGACGUGCACUUCAUGAAGCGCUUCCCGCCCGGAGAGCAGCCUGACCUCACCACCCCCUUCCGCUUCACCACCGUCAGCAAACGGGGCAAGAGGGUGCGUGCUACUGGACCCCGCUAGUAGUGGCUAACGCUAGCACCCGCUUUCUUGUCGUCCACAGCCUUGACCUGAGCCUGCCAAUGGCUAACCCAGUCAUCACUUCUAUCACACAUGACUCAACACCUCCCUUUGUUGGGACAAACAUUGACCAGAAACUUGAUGAAUCAUUCACGGGGUUUAGCUUUACACCUACUAAUUUGCCACUACAGCCCCUUAGUUAUUGAUCAUUCCUCUCAGUUUUAGUUCCCUUACUGGACCAACUGGAGCUUUACCGGUCCAUGGCUGGACCUGGUCUGCUUCCGUUCAUUGGUCAGAAAUACUGACAGGAAACCUGAAGGGCAGCCAGACUCCCAGGCUCUACAAAGACCUUUAUUCCCCCCACUACAAAAAGCUCAAGGCCUUCACAUCUCCUCUUCUGGACCAGCUUGACACUGUCAAGUACGGGAUUACAACUGGACCAUACAGAGGCAACAAGGGUGGGAAAGACUGACUGAACAAGACAGUGGGUGCUUAGCCUCGGAUAAAGGGAAAGCAAGAAGGAGAAGACAGGAAAAUGGCGGACUGGACAAAGGGAUAGAGUGGUCUGCGCAGCGGAUCAUAUGGACCAAUAAUUGACUGUUGACAUGUGACGCACUUAUUUGUCUCACUGCUAAAUUGGUGGGAACCUGUGAGACUGUUGGACGAGCGGAAGGAUGAGUGACAAGAGUCUGAACGAUCGAGUGAGUGACUUACUGAAUAAAUGCAUGUUUGUAGGAGGAGGACGAGGAAACAUUUGUACGGGUGUGCUUGUGCUUGUGUGUGUGAAUGAGUGAGUGAGUGCACCAACAACCAUGAGUGAAGCUGGAUCACAAGGGACUCUGGAAAGGGACCACGCAGUCCCUGCAUGAACCCGUGACAACUCACCGCAGGGACUGAAGCUUUAGGAACUGGAAUGUAUAAAAAAAACAAGCUGCACCAAAUACAGCCAGCCAAUCACAGCGAACCAAACCAACAACCGACCAAAGACAACUGGAGACCUUCUUCACGACUCCUCCCCACGUUCCCCCACCACCACCCCCAGGACACAAUGCCCUCCGCUUAUAGGUGCGGAGGGUGACGAGCGAAGGGACGAGCACGGCGGGGAGGGUGCCUUCUUAAUUAGCAUCAUUGCUAUAGAAACAACCCAGGGGAUGAUGCUCCCGUGCGAUAUCUUGGAUACAGAGUGCUGCUACCAGGACAUUCAGUGGAACAAACCAAAGUCUCAUGCAUACACCCAGGAGAAAAAAAAAUAUUAAAG